UCUAAUCACAACACUAACACAAUCAAAUAAAAUCAAAUUUUGAUUGUGAAACACAGUAGAGGUGGUAAAAUGGCGGCUGAUAAGGAAAGAGGAGUAGAAUGGAGGAUCAACGUGGCGGAUGGGACGUCGAGAGUUCUAGAAGCGGAGAGCAGGUUCGGGUUGCAGAGGUUCGUGUCCAAGGUGGGCGGUUUCUUUCAGAGAGCAUGGAGGAUAGGAGUAAACGAGCCAAAGAAAUCGAUACAUUGUGUUAAGGUGGGUGUAGCGCUCUCUCUGGUUUCGCUAUUCUAUUACAUGAGGCCCUUGUAUGAGGGAGUUGGCGGAAACGCUAUGUGGGCUGUCAUGACGGUUGUCGUCGUCUUUGAGUACACCGUUGGUACUUUCUCUUCUUCAUCAUCAUCGUAUUUCAUUUCAAUCGCCAUGCAUUUAUACGUAUGUAUCGAUAUAUAUGCAGGGGCGACGCUUAGUAAAUGUGUGAAUAGAGCAACCGGGACUUUGUUGGCAGGAGCAUUGGGAGUUGGUGUUCAUUGGGUUGCUAGCCAAGCCGGAGAGAGGUUUGAGCCCAUAAUUCUUCAAACCUCAGUUUUUCUUUUAGCUACUGCAGCGACGUUCUCGCGUUUCAUUCCAUCUAUAAAGGCUCGAUUCGACUACGGGGCUAUGAUCUUCAUCCUGACCUUCAGCCUCAUAUCAGUUUCUGGCUACCGUGUGGAGAAGCUCUUCGAGAUGGCUCAUCACAGAGUCUCCACCAUUGCCAUAGGCACCUCCAUCUGCAUCAUCACAACCAUUGUUUUCUUCCCUGUUUGGGCAGGAACUGAGCUCCAUAACCUUAUCACCAACAACAUGGACAAGCUAUCUGAUUCCUUAGAUGGAUGUGUGGCUGACUAUUUCAGUAGUAACAGUCAAACUUCAGACAAAACAUUGCAAGGAUACAAAUGCGCCCUUAAUUCCAAGGCCACUGAAGAAUCCUUGGCAAAUUUCGCAAGAUGGGAGCCGGCACAUGGCAAGUUCAAUUUCGGACAUCCAUGGUUAGAGUAUGUCAAGGUUGGAGCUUCACUCAGAAGCUGUGCUUACUGCAUCGAGGCGCUUAAUGGAAGCAUGAAUUCGAAGGCUAAGGUUCCUGAUGUAUUCAAGAAGCAUUUCGGAAACUUUUGUGUGAGACUGAGCAAUAAAUCCUCUGCUGUGUUGAAAGAACUUGCUGUUGUGAUGAGCACCAUGAAGAAACCAACAAAGAUAGAUUUCAUGGUGGAGGAGAUGAAGAGUGCAGUUCAAGAGCUCGAGAACGCCCUGAAAUCAUUGUCGAAACAGCCCAUCCAGACAGCUGAGGCCAAGGCCGGAGAGGUUGUCACCCUGGUAGAAGUAGUUCCGUUAGUGACAGUUUCGUCAUUGCUGAUAGAGAUUGCGGCCAGAACAGAAAAACUUGCGGGGGCGGUGAAUGUGGUGGCGGAGAAGGCUGAAUUCGAGGUUGAAACUGCUGAGGAAGCGAAGAAAGGACAGAAGUCGAAAGGAGGGAACAAGAUUGGUCAAGAAGAUGAAGAAGACAAGGCGAUGAAGACCCUUCAGAAGGUCUGAGUUUGUGAGAAAAGAACCAAAUUAUGCUUUUUCUUUAGUAAGUUGGUUUCUUAUAGGAGAUGACCAUGUAUAGCAAAGGAAAAUUGUUGUGAAUCACUGUGUUACACAAUUUCUUCAACAAAAUUUGGGUA
This is a messenger RNA of Salvia splendens (bonfire salvia), 1697 nucleotides long. RefSeq names its product aluminum-activated malate transporter 10. Gene Ontology annotation, biological process: malate transport. NCBI's taxonomy places the organism in Eukaryota, Viridiplantae, Streptophyta, Magnoliopsida, Lamiales, Lamiaceae. The record is from RefSeq and is a predicted model, not a curated record. Bases 70 to 1566 code for a protein of 498 amino acids. The transcript is spliced from 5 exons.